Molecule: messenger RNA, 5059 nt
Organism: Cottoperca gobio
Lineage: Eukaryota; Metazoa; Chordata; Actinopteri; Perciformes; Bovichtidae
Gene: ephb1
Product: EPH receptor B1
Exons: 17
Coding region: 212-3235 (1007 amino acids)
Biological process (GO): protein phosphorylation; ephrin receptor signaling pathway; axon guidance
Cellular component (GO): dendrite; plasma membrane
Molecular function (GO): transmembrane-ephrin receptor activity; ATP binding; protein binding
Source: RefSeq, a predicted model, not a curated record
CCUCUUCCUCCCCCUGCUCCUCGCACCCCUCAACCCCUACACUCUGUUCUUCCCCGUCGCUGAUUGUCACACAUUGUUUACUACGGCUUGAAAUGUGACUCACAACACAGGCUAUCUGCUGGAGUACCGCUCUGACAACUGAAGGAUUCUUUUGACGCGCACCGCGCGUCUUGGUUAUUUGGGGAAAGGCUGUGGACACUACCCUUCUGCCAUGACAGUGGAUUUGUUUGCGCUUUUAUGCGUGCUGGUCAUCACAUCCUCUGCGAUGGAAGAGACCGUGAUGGACACGCGGGUGGCCACAGCUGAACUGGGCUGGACAGCAUAUCCUAAUUCUGGGUGGGAGGAGGUGAGCGGCUAUGACGAAAACCUCAACACAAUCAGGACCUACCAGGUGUGUAAUGUCUUCGAGCCCAGUCAAAACAACUGGCUCCUCACCACCUUCAUUGAUCGCCGUGGGGCGCAGCGCAUCUACGUGGAGAUUCGAUUCACCGUGCGGGACUGCAGCUCCAUCCCCAAUGUCCCUGGGUCAUGCAAGGAGACGUUUAAUCUCUAUUACUACGAAAGUGAUGCUGUCAUUGCCACUAAAGGCACCGCCUUCUGGAUGGAGGCCCCUUACCUCAAGGUGGACACCAUUGCUGCAGAUGAAAGUUUCUCGCAGGUGGACUUUGGUGGACGCCUGAUGAAGGUCAACACAGAAGUGCGGAGCUUUGGCCCAUUGUCUAAAAAUGGCUUCUACCUGGCCUUUCAAGACUAUGGCGCCUGCAUGUCUCUGCUGUCAGUCAGGGUCUUUUAUAAGAAGUGCCCAAGUGUGGUCCAGAACUUUGCAAUCUUUCCAGAAACCAUGACAGGGGCUGAGAGCACCUCCCUGGUAAUUGCAAGAGGAAUCUGCAUUCCCAACUCAGAGGAAGUAGAUGUCCCUAUAAAGCUGUACUGCAACGGAGACGGAGAGUGGAUGGUUCCUAUCGGUAGCUGCACAUGCAAGGCUGGGUUUGAACCUGACAAUGGCAACGUGUGUCGAGCAUGCCCGCCGGGUACUUUCAAGUCAACCCAGGGUCCAGGUCUGUGUCUACAGUGCCCUCCUAACAGCCGCUCCACAGCUGAGGCCGCCACCAUCUGUGUGUGCCGCAACGGUUACUACCGUGGUGAUGGUGAUCAGCCGGAUGAACCCUGCACCAGUGUCCCAUCCAGCCCAAGGAAUGUGAUCUCCAUUGUGAACGAAACCUCUGUGAUCCUCGAGUGGCAUUCUCCCAGGGAGACGGGCGGUCGCGAUGACGUCGUCUACAACAUAGUGUGCAAGAAGUGCCGUGCCGACCGGCGCUCUUGCUCCCACUGCGACGACAAUGUGGACUUCGUCCCACGACAGCUGGGUCUGACUGACACCAGGGUGUUCAUCAGCAAUCUAUGGGCUCACACCCUCUACAGCUUUGAGAUACAAGCUGUCAAUGGAGUCAGCAAUAAGAGCCCGUACCCCGCCCAGCAUGUCUCCAUAGACAUCACCACCAACCAGGCUGCUCCCUCAAUAGUCCCCAUAAUGCACCAAAUCAGCUCCACCAUGAAUAGCUUCACACUGUCAUGGCCACAACCAGAACAGCCCAAUGGCAUCAUCCUGGACUAUGAGCUGCGCUACUAUGAGAAGGACCAUGCAGAGAUUAACUCUACCAUCCUGCGGAGCCAAACUAACACUGCACGUGUGGAGGGCCUGAGGCCGGGUACAGUGUACGUCGUACAGGUGCGGGCACGGACUGUCGCUGGCUUUGGCAAAUACAGCAGCAAGAUGUGCUUCCAAACAAUCACAGAUGAUGACUUCAAGUCUGAGCUGAGAGAACAGCUUCCUCUGAUUGCGGGAUCAGCGGCAGCAGGAGUGGUCUUUAUUGUUUCCCUUGUUGCUAUCUCCAUCGUGUGCAGCAGGAAAAGGGCGUACACCAAGGAAGCUGUGUACAGUGACAAGUUGCAACAUUACAGCACAGGAAGAGAACUCUCUUUGCGAGCCGACAUGUCUAACUGCCCCUCCCCACUGGGCUGCCCGACCCACUUCUCAGGCUCCCCUGGGAUGAAGAUCUACAUCGAUCCCUUUACCUACGAAGACCCCAACGAAGCUGUGCGGGAAUUCGCCAAGGAGAUUGACGUCUCCACUGUCAAGAUCGAGGAGGUCAUCGGUGCAGGUGAAUUUGGGGAGGUGUACAAGGGCCGUUUGAAGCUGCCUGGUAAGAGGGAGAUCUAUGUAGCCAUCAAGACCCUGAAGGCAGGCUACGUGGACAAGCAGAGGCGGGACUUCCUGUCUGAGGCUUCAAUCAUGGGCCAAUUCGAUCACCCAAACAUUAUCCGUCUGGAGGGUGUAGUCACAAAGAGCCGUCCGGUCAUGAUCGUCACAGAGUUUAUGGAGAAUGGUGCCCUUGAUUCAUUCCUCAGGCAAAAUGAUGGUCAGUUCACGGUGAUCCAGUUGGUGGGGAUGAUGCGUGGGAUCUCAGCUGGGAUGAAAUAUCUCUCCGAAAUGAACUACGUCCACCGUGACCUGGCUGCACGAAACAUUCUGGUCAACAGCAACCUGGUGUGUAAAGUGUCUGACUUUGGCCUGUCACGCUACCUACAGGAUGACACCUCUGAUCCCAGCUACACCAGCUCUCUAGGUGGGAAGAUCCCAGUGAGGUGGACAGCACCGGAGGCCAUCGCUUACAGAAAGUUCACCUCGGCCAGUGACGUGUGGAGCUACGGCAUCGUCAUGUGGGAAGUGAUGUCAUUUGGAGAGAGGCCUUACUGGGACAUGUCCAACCAAGAUGUGAUUAACGCCAUUGAGCAGGACUACCGUCUUCCGCCGCCUAUGGACUGCCCCAGUGCUCUGCAUCAGCUGAUGCUGGACUGUUGGCAGAAGGACCGUAACGUACGACCCCGCUUCGCUGACAUCGUCAGCACCCUGGACAAGAUGAUCCGUAACCCCACCAGCCUCAAAGCUGUAACCAACAUCCCUGCUGUGCCUUCUCAGCCACUGUUGGACAGAUCCAUACCUGACUUUAACACCUUCAGCUCAGUAGAGGACUGGCUCGCUGCCAUCAAGAUGAGCCAGUACAGAGACAACUUCCUCAACUCAGGCUUUACCUCCCUGCAGCUGGUGGCUCAAAUGACCUCAGAGGACUUGCUGAGAAUAGGAGUGACCCUGGCAGGCCACCAGAAGAAGAUCCUCAGUAAUAUCCAGUCCAUGAGGGUGCAGAUGAGCCAGUCGCCCACUACUAUGGCAUGACUACAGGGGGCGCUGUACCACGGAGCGGGCAGCAUUCGUAGGACCAACAAUAAUGGCAGCCCUCGAAUGACCCCCAAUCCAUCGGAACACGCCAGAGUCGAGACUAUUGUCUUAAUCUAAUCCACUACCAUGACAACAGGAGACCAGGGUCUACACUACCACAUGGUUAACAGCUAUCACACUUCAUGUAAUCCACGCCAGGAGUUCAGGGUCCAGACUUGAUACUGUUUCUCCAUUUACCCACGAAAGGAAGACAGAUAUCAGUUGCUGUGUUUAAGGACUUCCAUUCCUAUCAUUGUAAACCAAAAUAACUCCAACAAUCCGACAUCGCUACAGGGAAUCUCUCACAGAUUCAGACCAUAUGGUAAAAUGAGUAAUAUUGUACUUCUAUAUUAUCUGGACUAGAAGAUGUUAAAACUGUAAACAGAAGUGUGAGCCAUUUAGAAACAACGUGUGACCUGUGAUUUUACCGUCGUCAAUGUGUGCAAUGAAGAUGCCUUGACCUGGCCAGAAAUAUGUCCCAGAAGAAAAAGCAAUUACCAGUAGGAAUAAUUAGAGGGAGAAGAAUACAGGGAUGUACAGUGGAGCACCAUUUUCACAUUUCACAUCAUCUUUUGCUCGUUUGAGGAAUUUGAAAAAUGUAUCGUAAAUGGACUGGUGAAAAUUCAGAGCCAGUUAUAUUUUUGUCUUUUACCAUCUGUUUGUUUGUUUUUAACACUAUAGCAAGAUGCCGCCCACUCGUAUUUUAACUUUAACACUACCUGUGGAGACCUGGGUGGAAGGCCUUUCCAAAGGACUUCUCAACCAGCCCCACCCAGAUUCAGAGAAUAUAAAUGUUUAUCUCUUGCUAAAUAUGAUUAUAUCUUUCAUAAUAAACCUUCAUAUUGAAGGUGAUAUGUAUGAAUAUGUAUGUACAGAACUCUCUGCUUGCAUUUUUGGCAAAGACAUGUUUGUUGACUAGAUUGUGAUAGACACAUGCAAUGUGUAGAUUCCCUACGGUGCCCUGGUUUCCUUUGGACAACAACGGACACUGGGUCGUAUGGCCAUUCUGACUAAAUCUUAACCUGAGGAAAACAUUAAAAGGAACUAUGGGCAAAGAAUUGGUAUUGUAGAUCUAUAUGAAAUUUGCUGUUUAAAAUAAUUGACAAAAUAUCCAUUUAUUGGAGAUCAUGUUUAAUGUGGGUGUACACAUGCUGUCUCUUGCUGGUGAGCACUUACUUGUACAGAUAUGUUUUAUGUUUUUUAUUUCCUUUUAUUCUGUUGUUGUUGUUUGUGUUGGGAGUGCUCAACACCAUCCAGGGGGGGAAGGAAAAUCCACGCCUUGGCCAGUUCAAAUAUAUGACUGUGGACUCAAAUAUUUACACGUAUAUAAAACAGCACACACAUACACUUCAUGUACACACUUUCACAUGCACACACACCCCAAGAACAAUUGGAAUUGCUUUGGUCAGCCAGAGAGCAAGAAGAACAAGUGAAAUGGGACCUUUUCCAGGAUACCAGUCACAACCUCCCCCCCUAUGGUACACAAUGGAUGGUGGAGCUGAAUAGGAGUGUGCACAUGUCACAGUUUGUUUAUUUGUGCGUGAGAGAAUGAACGUAUGUGUGUUUGUGUGUGUGUGCGCAUAGCGGGCACAUUUGUGUGUACAGACAUUUAUGUGUGCACAGGUACAUUGUUUAAGAGCGUGAACAUAAUUUUUUUUGUUUCUGUAUAGCUACCACUUGUAAAUUGUGACAAGUACGUGUCAUGAGUUUGUAAGCUGUAACUUUCUGAGAACUAUUGUACUAAAAUGCACUCAAUAAACGCCUUGAAAAACAAGUGCAUCA